UUGACUUAUUGCUUAUUAUUUGUUUAUUUUAUUGUUGGUUUUAAGGGAAGCACAAUUAAACACAUUCCUAUGUGAUUAGGCAUCUAAUUGUAAGAUUCAUUCUCUGAAGCAUGACCUCAUAGGGUUCAAUUUCCUCUGUAAGUUUAGGCUACCUUGUACACAAACUUCCUGAGGAUACGAUAAGGAAAAUUGAUAAAAGAUUAUCAUUGAUUUUACUCAUUUCAUUUAUUUUCAAUAAUCAUUUCAAGUAAUGAUGAUUGUUUUACAUACAUUAAAAAAAAUGUGAGGAUAAGGUAAUUAUUCUAAUUUCUAUUCACGUCACAAUAAGAUAACAAAAUUAUAGAGAAAUACGUCAGUGAGCAAAAAUUUUGACAUGAGCUGACCUUAAAUCUAUAUUAUGUAGUACAACAUAUUAUUUAUUUUCUUUAGUCCUGUAGUACAAUAUAUACAAUUUCGUAUUUUUUUUAUAAAAAUAUUUCCAAGUUAACUAUCUCUCUAAAUGCGUCGCUCAAUCAGAGAUAGUGUGGAUUAGAAAAUCUCAUGUUUAUCAAUGUAACUCGCCCCGCGGCUCGGAAUCGGGCGGAAAAAUCGGUCUACGGGUGAUCGAGGCGGGGGGUAUUCCUCCGUUAUCUCGAGCACGGCUGAUCGCGGACUUCUCGCGGGCGGAACGACGGAAACCUCGCGCAGAAGCAAUGGAUCGAGGCACGUUCCGACGAUGCGCGGUCCGCUAUCGCACGAAGGACGUCGUAUAUACGUACGUAGGUGGGUGCUCGCUCCGUGUCGCGCGAUCGGAUUUAGUUAAUGUCCAGCGCUCCGCGAAGUCGAACGUCGCAGCUGCCCCGCGACUCAAGCCAUGACAGACUUAGAGCUCGCCUGACGCGGUCCUACGAAAAUUUCAAUUCCAUUCACUGAAACUUGCGUUUCGCAAUUAAUCGUACCCACCGAAUUAACCGUGACCCAGGGACCACUGGUCGAUAACGGAACCGGGGUGAAGGUAAAUCUCACGGACAUCGGCCACUUCCAUACGGAAACGGAACCGUGCGCGAGCUGAAUUAUGCGACUGUCCUUCGACGCUUGAGAAGACGAAUUGAAACUCGGGUUUUGAUCGAUGAUCGUUGCCCUCCGGAGUCGAAUUUAUUUUUGUAUCUUGUCAGGGAAGCUUUUUACUAGAAUUUGUGUACUGUCAUUCACGAGAUAUUUAUUUACUAUUUUCUAAUAAUAUAUUCCGGUGAAUGAAACAAUAAAGCCGGUGUGAAACCAUUGGUGAAGUCCACGUGGACUUGACCGCACGAGGGAUAGUUCGACUCGGUGGUGUAUUUAUGAGACACGUUCAAGAGAAAUUGGGAGACCCGCCGUCUCUCAUCGAUCGCUGGAUCAGCGAGAUCGUCCCCUCCCGCUGAACAGAGCCGGCGGCUGCGGCACGGAGGGACGUCCGAGACAAAUAUUGAAAAGUAAACAGAAAGAGAUUGAAGUAUCUGCGGCGAAUAUCGAUCUGCGGAAAAUCGUUACGCCACUGGUCUUCUUUUGCCGAGGAUCAUGGAACAGGGACGGGAGACGAAAAUGGUGAAGAGCGCGUCGGACUACGCGAAGGCCGUGGAAAGCGGUGCGGAAUCGAGUCAGGUAUCGGAAACGAAGGUGUAUAAACGAAGAUGGUUGAUCCUGAUACUAUUCGUGCUGUACAGCGCGAGCAACGCGAUGCAAUGGAUCCAAUACAGCAUCAUAUCGAACAUCGUGAUGUCGUAUUACAACGUCUCAAGCCUGUUGGUGGACAUGACCAGCAUGAUAUACAUGAUAACUUACAUUCCGUUCAUCUUCCCGGCUAGCUAUCUUCUCGACAGAUUCGGACUGAGGUUCGCCGCACUGGCCGGCGCGAUCGGCACGACGCUCGGUUCCUGGAUAAAAGUGGCCAGCGUCAGUCCGGAUCGAUUCUGGAUCACUUUCAUCGGUCAAGCAUCCGUCGCCGUGAGUCAAACGUUCGUCUUAUCAGUGCCAGCCCGUUUAGCGGCUGUUUGGUUCGGCCCGGAUCAAGUCAGCAGUGCUUGCAGCAUCGGCGUUUUUGGGAAUCAGUUAGGAAUAGCCAUCGGUUUCCUGUUUCCACCGAUGCUGGUACAGAACAGCGAAGACAUGAACAUUGUUGGUCGAGGACUGCAAGUGAUGUUUUACAUAGUGGCCACUUUCACCACGAUCAUCCUCGUUCUCAUCGCCUUGUGUACGUACGAUAAUAGCAGACCCGAUAUCAAAGGAUUAAUU
Messenger RNA from Ceratina calcarata, 2250 nucleotides. Its product is annotated as putative MFS-type transporter C09D4.1. The annotation marks the transcript as partial. Gene Ontology annotation, molecular function: heme binding; heme transmembrane transporter activity. Gene Ontology annotation, biological process: heme export; transmembrane transport. The transcript has 5 exons. Gene Ontology annotation, cellular component: membrane. Lineage: Eukaryota; Metazoa; Arthropoda; Insecta; Hymenoptera; Apidae. The record is from RefSeq and is a predicted model, not a curated record.